AUGUCCAGGGUCCUCACCCCGAGGCCCAGGCCCUCCCCCGGAAACGGGACUCUGUACGAACAUUACAGCUACGUGGGCAAGCUGGCCGGCCGGCUGGCGGAUGCCCCCGAGGGCAGUGCCCUCACCACCGUGCUGUUCUUGGUGCUCUGCAGCUUCAUCGUCCUGGAGAACCUGAUGGUUCUGAUCGCCAUCUGGAAGAACAAGAAGCUUCACAACCGCAUGUACUUCUUCAUCAGCAACCUGGCUCUCUGCGACCUCCUGGCCGGCGUCGCCUACAAGGUCAACAUCCUGAUGUCGGGCAAGAGGACGCUGAGCCUGUCUCCCACGGUCUGGUUCCUGCGAGAAGGCAGCAUGUUCGUGGCCCUUGGGGCAUCCACCUGCAGCCUCCUGGCCAUCGCCAUCGAGCGGCACCUGACCAUGAUCAAGAUGAGGCCGUACAACGCCAAUAAGAAGCACCGCGUCUUCCUGCUCAUCGGCAUGUGCUGGCUCAUCGCGCUCUCGCUGGGAGCCCUGCCCAUCCUGGGCUGGAACUGCCUGCACAACCUCCCCGACUGCUCCACCAUCCUGCCCCUCUACUCCAAGAAGUACAUCGCCUUCUGCGUCAGCGUCUUCACCGCCAUCCUGGCGGCCAUCGUGAUCCUGUACGCGCGCAUCUACUGCCUGGUGCGGUCCAGCAGCCGCCGCGUGGCCAGCCCCCUGCACUCGGAGCGCUCCAUGGCCCUGCUCCGCACCGUGGUCAUCGUGGUGACCGUGUUCAUCGCCUGCUGGUCGCCGCUCUUCGUCCUCUUCCUCGCCGACGUGGCCUGCAGAGUGAAGGAGUGCGCCGUCCUGUUCAAGGACAAGUGGUUCAUCGUGCUGGCCGUGCUCAACUCUGCCAUGAACCCCGUCAUCUACACGCUGGCCAGCAAGGAGAUGCGGCGAGCCUUCUUCCGGCUCGUCUGCCACUGCCUGGUCCCGGCCCGGGGCACCCACUCCCUGCCCAUCCAGCUCGCCCUCGACCCGAGCAAGAGCAAGUCCAGCGGCAGCAACAGCAGCCCCUCCCCGAAGAGCAAGGAAGACAUGACCCAGACGACCCCCUCCCCAUGCCUAACCGACAGGAACAAAACCCUGCAGAACGGGCUCCUCUGCAAGUGA
Molecule: messenger RNA, 1134 nt
Organism: Pipistrellus nathusii (Nathusius's pipistrelle)
Lineage: Eukaryota; Metazoa; Chordata; Mammalia; Chiroptera; Vespertilionidae
Source: the annotation of a GenBank genome assembly